Molecule: messenger RNA, 1854 nt
Organism: Sinocyclocheilus grahami
Lineage: Eukaryota; Metazoa; Chordata; Actinopteri; Cypriniformes; Cyprinidae
Product: interferon-related developmental regulator 1-like
Exons: 11
Coding region: 239-1525 (428 amino acids)
Cellular component (GO): nucleus
Source: RefSeq, a predicted model, not a curated record
UUAAAAAGAUUGUACGACUCCAAAAAUACUGUAACUUUCAGCACUCAUAACUUCCCCAUUUAAACGCAUAUGAAUGCAUUAAUAAAUGGUUUAUACAUUCAUCUGUUUGGUGAGGUUAUACUGCUCUGUGUAACAAAUUUUUAUUUUAAGGUCGCCAUCUGAUCGGAUUCAGAUCCAUGCUGAAAAUGUGCUGAUUAAACAAUGUGAUGCAGCUUUGCAAAGAGGUUUUUAUUAAAGAAUGAUUUAUAGUGUAUCUGAUUUUGCAGGGGGACAGCAGGGGACUGUCCAGCCGUUCAGUGAUGAAGAUGCAUCUAUUGAGACCCUCAGUCACUGCAGCAGCCUCAGUGAAAGAACCAGUGCAGCAGAGGAAGCUGGUGAAACUGAAGAAAUGGCUCAAGAGGACUUCCAGUACAAACUGAAGGUGUACAUCGACAGCACAGUGGAUAAGAGUGCCAAGACCAGACAAGGUGCCCUUGAUGGACUAAAGACUGCCAUGGCAACCAAAAUCCUCUACGAAUUCAUUUCCGAGAGAAGGAUGACCAUCACAGACAGCAUUGAGCGCUGCUUGAAGAAAGGUAAAGGAGUGGAGCAGUGCGCCGCAGCCUCGCUGGCGUGUCUCCUGUGCAUCCAGCUGGGGUCUGGGAUUGAGAGCGAAGAGGUUUUUAAGACCCUUAAACCUGUAUUUAAGACCAUCCUCAACGAUGGAGCAGCUAACAUUCAAGCCAGACAAGCUUGUGCAACAAGUCUAGGCCUUUGCACUCUUGUAGCAGAAGAUGAUAUCAUGGAUGUGUAUGCCACUAUGGAGUCUUUUGAGAGCCUCUUCACUCACUCAUACGUCAGAGAAGAUGGAAGCAGACCUUCUGUGAAUCCUCAAACCACACAGCUCCACACAAACGCUCUCCUGUCCUGGGCGCUGCUACUUACCAUCUGCACUGGCAGCCACAUCAGGGUCAUUGCACAAAAACAUCUCUCUAAACUGCCACGUCUGCUGGAGAAUGACAACGUCAACAUGCGGAUUGCUGCUGGCGAGACCAUCGCCCUCCUGUUUGAGCUCAUCAGAGAUGUUGACCCUGAGUUUGAUUAUGAUGGCUGGGAGCCGUUGUGUGAGAAGCUGAACGCUUUAGCCACUGACUGCAACAAACACCGAGCCAAGACCGAUAAGAGGAAGCAAAGGUCCGUCUUCAGAGAUGUCCUCAAGGCCGUAGAGGAACAGGAAGGGGAUUUUCAAAGCGAGACAAUCCGCUUCGGCACAGAGCGAAUGGUCAUUGACAGCUGGGUGAGGAAGAGGACUUAUGAUGCCUUCAGAGAGUUUGUUGGCUCUGGGAUGAACUACCAUCUACAGGCGAAUGAGUUCAUUAGAGACGUGUUUGAACUGGGACCACCGAUGUUGAUCGAUUCUACUGCUCUGAAAGCUAUGAAGAGCUCAAGACUGGAGAGGCACCUCUACAAUGCAGCUGCGUUUAAAGCUCGAACCAAGGCCAGGAACAAGUUUCGGGACAAAAGGGUGGAUGUUGGGGAGUUUUAAAGUUUUGUAAAGCACAUAAUUUCUUUCAUCUUGCAUUUCAAUCUUUCGAUUCUUUGCAUUCCUUACGUGGUCUCUUUUUAUACAUCUAUGUAAAAUGUUAAUAUUUCCUAUCUAUAAAUUCACUAAUUUCUCUUAGUCUAAUUUGUUUAUAUGUAAGUGGUGUUGGGUUCGCUCAUGGGAGAUCAUGUUUUCUGUUGUUUGUGUAGUUGUAGGUCCUGUAAUGUUAUGAAUUGCACAGUAUUUUGUGUAAGUGAAUGUCAAGAUGGGCUGUACUGUAGUGAAGGAAAAAAAAAAAAGAUGAAUAAAAUUAAUGACCUUGAUGCCCCCUA